GUGUUAGGGCUGAGACGCUCGUUCAGAGCAACCAUCAUGAGUUCCCUAGUGCCAUUCCUUCUCGUAAUCGCGCUCACAGAUCUCAUCUUGGGGGAAAAGGAGGACAGUCAACUUCAUGAAUUAUCAGCUUCGCGAGGUGUGUUUCCGGGCGAAAAAGAGUACCCCGAUGUCAAACAUGGAGAAGCCAGAGAAGGAACUUCCCUCACCGAUGCCACAACCCCCUCUACCACCACCAUCAACCCCACCACUACCAUGUCUAGCCUCAUCGAGAUAAUCAACACAGGCACCAUUCCUCUCGUGUCGUCUGGCAAGGGGACCUGCCGAGUGAUCAGCAACGAUUAUUACACCUACAUCCUGAGCCCUCGGUACCCAUCUCCGCACCCGCCCAGCUCUUAUUGCUACAUCACAUUCAAUACGACCGAACCUCGUUUUCUGAGGUUCUUACCUGUGACCCCGAAUUUUGGCUGGUUCGACUACAUGGCGAUCAGCGGCGUCUACAAAGAUAAGAGAAGCAUAAACGGCCAGAGUACGUCUCAAGAAAUUAUUUUUCCAUCUACGAGAGUCACUUUUGAGUAUAGCGCUUUCUGGCUCUUCGAUCAAAAUCCGUUCUACAUAUACAUGGAAGCAAAGAACAACGAUUGCCAGCAGUUGAUCAAACUUCGCGAUGGAGCAUCCGGUGAGCUUUAUCUGCCAACUUCCUUCCCUACAAGUCCCUACUGUCAGUGGUGGAUCAGGGCACCAGCAGGAAGACGAGUUUUCUUCGAUGUUCUCGAGUUCUCCUCUGGCAGCAGCGACUGCAGUCGUUCCUACGCCCUCGUUAACUACGGGGGACUCGAUUUCAACGGCCCAUCUACCACGCGCCUCUGCGGCCAGAGCGUUACAUCGGCCCUGUCGGAGGGCAAUGAGAUGAAUGUGCUUGUCAAAGCAACGGUCGGCUCCCUAACAACAUUCAGAGCCAUAUACAGUUUGAUCUAAAAUUGAAUCCGACAAGUUUCCAAAAUUUUAUCUAAGCAAGGGGAUUAACUUUAAUUCAGAGUAAAUGGAUGUUAACAUUUAAUUUUUUCUUGGACAUAGUAUGCAUAUAUACAUUGAGACCGUUAAUGCCUGACCUUCUUUCUAAUCACUGUGAACUAGCUGAAUGUGAAAGUCUAUUCCGAAACAAGCACAUGAUGCCAUUCAUUACGAAUAAAAUUUCACAAGCAA
Messenger RNA from Hyalella azteca, 1203 nucleotides. RefSeq lists its product as uncharacterized. The coding region runs from base 37 to 975 and encodes 312 amino acids. The record is from RefSeq and is a predicted model, not a curated record. The transcript is spliced from 7 exons. Lineage: Eukaryota; Metazoa; Arthropoda; Malacostraca; Amphipoda; Hyalellidae.